GAUUCAUCUUCGUUCUAAUAUCGAAGACCCGAAUACACGGAUUGAACCAAACUGAUUCAGAUCACCGUCACCCUACAAGACCACAACUCCCCUGCUGAAUUAAGUCAACCCCCUAACAGAAAUAACUAACUUUUCACAGUCCCUCCCGCCUGAAACCGAAACCCCAAUGGCCCCACAACCCCAACCGCUUCUCAACCGCCUAACAACCUUGGACAACCACUUCUCCCUCACUCUCUACACUCUAUUCCACCCAAUUCUCCCUCACUCCCUCCUCAAACUUCUCGAAUUUUCGGGCGAUGGCCGCCUAUUCUUCCCCCUUAUCCUCUCCACUCUAGCCCUCAUUGCCCGCUCCCACCCCCUCUACCCUCUCCUCGGUAGUCUUCUCAUCGGAUCGCUUCUCGAUCUGCUGAUGAUUGGCCUGAUCAAGCACAUCGUGAGGCGGCCGAGGCCGUCUUACAAUGAGAAUAUGUCUCUGGUGUUUAGUGUUGAUCAUUGGUCUUUUCCGAGUGGACACAGCUCACGUGUUUGUUUUAUUGCCGGCUUGCUCUGGCUGUCGGAUCUGGGAAUUGGGGAUUUUUUCGGGGAUGUUGAGGGUUGGAGGUUUGGGGUUUGUGUUUGGGCGGGUGUUACAUCGGUUUCCAGGGUGUUGCUUGGGCGGCAUUAUGUGUUUGAUGUGGUUGUUGGGGCCUCUAUAGGGGUUUUUAACGCGUUGAUUGUGUUUUAUUAUCUCAAUUACGAGAAUUUGGCUUCGAUUUGGGCUGAUCAGUUUGGAAUCUUUUUUAUGCUAUGUGUUCCUCCUGUUUUAUGCUGGGGAGCUCAAGGCCAUUUUGCAGUUUGCAAAAUAGCUCAGGGAUUCCUUACUGAAAACGCAGUGAAUGCAGUGCAAGCAUUGCUACCUGAUCAUGCUGAUGGUGAGCUUGCAGCUGUCUGCUCCUGGCCUAAUGAGUUUCGCAAACUUAUGCCCUGGAACACCGCAUUACAUUUUGUGAAUAAACCUGAUUCCAGUUGUAACUACGAAUAUUGUAGAGAUUGCCCCGAUAAGGCUGGAAAUAUAGACUGGUGUGUAGCUGGAGCAAUUUACAACUAUACAGAUCAACUUCAAUUGAGUUUUCACAAAUUGAGUACAGAGAUGAACUACAACUUGACGGAGGCACUUAUGUACGUAUCUCAUUUCUUUGGUAACGUUCAUCAGGUUGAUUUUAUGAACGCUGGCUUCCUUGGAGAUGCAGGAGGAAACACUAUUAUAGUCCGCUGGUAUCAGAAUGAAACCAAUUUGCAUCGCAUAAGUGUAUGGGAUGAUAAGAUCAUAGAAUCCUCCCUGCAGAAAUUCUACAAUACAGAUCUUUCUAGCUUAAUACAAGCUAUCCAGAUAAAAAUUGCGGGUGUCUGGUUCACUGACAGCUUAUCUUGGAGAAAUUGCACCCCUGAUCAUGUGGCUUGUCCUAACCAGUAUGCUUCUGAAUCUGAAAGCAGUAAGUUGGCCUGCAAGUUUGCCUAUAAAGAUGUCACGCAGGGAGCCACUUUAGGAGAUGAUUACUUCCUUUCCUGGUUGCCUGUAGUGGAAAAGAGGCUAGCGCAGGCUGGAGUCCGUUUGGCUGCUAGGCUUAACCAAAUCUUCAGUCCACAACUCCACCAAUCUCACAAAAUCAAAUGCGCAGGAACUUCUACCUACUCUGUUUGAUUCUAUUUUAGGCAAGUUUUCGAUGAAGGGAGUAAACUGUCCACUCCAUUGUCGUCUCAUGACUAUCAUGUAUUCGAUGUCUUGACACUACAGAGUAAUCUCUUCCAGAGCUGUAGCUGAUUUUCAUUCGAACGGAAGCAUUUCACAUUAGUAUCUUA
This is a messenger RNA of Daucus carota subsp. sativus, 1839 nucleotides long. Its product is annotated as endonuclease 3. The record is from RefSeq and is a predicted model, not a curated record. The transcript is spliced from 10 exons. Lineage: Eukaryota; Viridiplantae; Streptophyta; Magnoliopsida; Apiales; Apiaceae. Gene Ontology annotation, molecular function: endonuclease activity; nucleic acid binding. The coding region runs from base 167 to 1681 and encodes 504 amino acids. Gene Ontology annotation, biological process: DNA catabolic process.